Messenger RNA from Hirsutella rhossiliensis, 519 nucleotides. RefSeq names its product spc19 domain-containing protein. Gene Ontology annotation, biological process: attachment of spindle microtubules to kinetochore. The transcript is spliced from 2 exons. The record is from RefSeq and is a predicted model, not a curated record. Lineage: Eukaryota; Fungi; Ascomycota; Sordariomycetes; Hypocreales; Ophiocordycipitaceae. Bases 1 to 519 code for a protein of 172 amino acids. Gene Ontology annotation, cellular component: spindle microtubule; DASH complex.
AUGGCCCCUUCGACCGCUUCUUCGGCUGCUGCGUCUUACGCCGACUGCGUCUCCUCCCUCCGCACCUCUCUUCAGUUCCUCGAGUCCUCGGUCCAGACUCUUGAAUCGGGUGUCUCCGACUUUCCCCGCCUCGUCAAGGUCCUCAAGACCGUUCGCCACUACGAACUCGUCCCGCAACCCACCCUAGCCGCCGCCGAGUCCUCCCUGCGCGACGAAAUCGGCCCCUACAUCGCCCUCCUCCUUUCCCGCGCCGACGCCCAGAUUGCGCGCCAGGACCGCCGCAUCGAGACCCUCAAGGCCAAGGCGGAUCUGCAGCAGGGCCGCCUCGUCGCCCGCCCAGAUGACGGACCCGCUCCCGCCGCCGCCAAGCUCAAAGGCAGCCGCAAACUCGUGGACGAGGAGAAGCUCCGCGCCAGAGCCGUGCGGCAGAGAAAAGAGGCCUUGCGGUAUGGUGUCGAGAGACUGGAGCUCGAGGUGCUGCAGAAGGAGAGGGAGUUGAGAAAGCGUCUGGAUGGCUGA